Nilaparvata lugens (brown planthopper) is the source of this 16126-nucleotide messenger RNA. It is a transcript of the gene rno, whose product is annotated as PHD finger protein rhinoceros. The transcript has 14 exons. Bases 539 to 9187 code for a protein of 2882 amino acids. Gene Ontology annotation, biological process: regulation of transcription by RNA polymerase II. NCBI's taxonomy places the organism in Eukaryota, Metazoa, Arthropoda, Insecta, Hemiptera, Delphacidae. The record is from RefSeq and is a predicted model, not a curated record.
CACGUGACAUGAACUUCUACAGUUAUUUUUUCAGGCAUGAUGGCGCCAAAUGACAGUAUCCUAUUUUAUUUCAAUGUUUUUAUGUGUUUGUGGAAUGAAACCUCAUGUGGAUUAAGUGAAUGAUUUUUCAAAGAAUUUUUCAGUACGAUAAGAUUAUAAAUCAAUCGAUAGGAUAAGUGGAUGUGUAAUAACAAAAGUGGAUAUUGGAAUGAGGACAUGUUGGUUAGGCUGAUGACAGGGACAUGGCCUCCUCAACACUUUUACGCGUUUGUUUUUGUUAGUGAUAUUUCAAAUCCUUGAAUCUGAUGAAGUUCUGAUGAGUGUUGAUGUGUCAGAAAGUCUUCUUUCAAGCUAUUUCUAAAACUGUCUAAAAUAAUUUUUCAAAAUGGGCCAGUUAGAAGACGACAACCUCAACACUUUCUCAAUAAACAGCUAUAUAAUUAUAUAAACUGUGGCACUAGCCAGAAUUUUUCAUCGCCUCAGCUAUGUAGCUCUGGAGCUACGGCAGAGGUGAUUCAUCUGUGAAGUUAGAAACAGAAUGUCACAGCGAGCUAAAAGGCAAUUAAGUAGAGUUGACGAUGCACCAGUGCCGACGAAGAGGCGGAAGGGGCGUCCCCAGGCGGUGGCGGAGGAAGAGGAGACGUCCCCCGUGGAUCCGGGAUGGAAUCGCCCAGCCAACGACCUCAAAAUCAAUUCCAUCUACAACCGCAACACCACUGAGGCUCCGGCUGAGUUGUUUCGCAAAGAUCUGAUCAGCGCGAUGAAACUGCCCGACUCGGAGCCACUAGCAGCCGACGAGUACUGGGUGAUCACCGACCAGUGGAAGCAGGAGUGGGAGCGGGGUGUCCAGGUGCCUGUCAACCCCGACUCCCUCCCCGGCCCAUCAGUCACCACCCUCAACCACCAGCACACGUCCACGCCCGAUUUCAAACUACCGAAAUCGAAAUACAUUCGCAUCACAAAAGAUGAUUCCUUCAAACCAGAGGAUCAUUAUCUAUCGAACAUGCCUAGUAAAUCUGAAAAGGCGUGUUCGUACGACCUGGAUGACGUGGAUAUCGCCUGGUUGAAUAUUCUCAAUGGGGAGAGAGCUUCUAUGGGUCUCCCACCAGUGAGAGAGGACCAACUGGAGCGGUUGAUGGAGGAACUUGAGGUCAGGUGCUGGGAUAAAGUACAAACUAUUGUUAAAGCUGAAGAGGGCCUUGGCAUCGAGUUCGAUGAGAAUGUAGUCUGUGAUGUUUGCAGAUCGCCGGACUCGGAGGAGGGCAACGAAAUGGUGUUCUGCGACUGCUGCAACAUCUGCGUGCACCAGGCGUGCUACGGCAUCACCGCCAUUCCGGCCGGCUCGUGGCUGUGUCGCACAUGCGCACUCGGCCUGCGGCCCGAAUGCGUGCUCUGUCCGAACAAGGGUGGCGCCAUGAAGUGCACCCGGUCCGGCCACAAGUGGGCGCACGUGUCAUGCGCACUCUGGAUCCCAGAGGUCAGCAUCGGCUGUGUCGAGCGCAUGGAGCCCAUCACUAAGAUAUCCAAUAUACCUGUGAGUACAUCUUCAUUCAUUAGUGUAUCGAUUAGUUUGAUUAUUCUACAGGUGAUCUUCAUUGUAUCACAAGCGUCACAGCAACAGUCGUACUGUCAGAAGCACAGCGUCACUAGCAAAAAGGAGAAGACUGGUUCGGGGUCGGAGGACGAUGACUGUCGGAGGCGGAAGCGGAAAGACAUGACCUCCGAGGAGAAGAACCAGGCCAGAGCUGCCAAACUGCAGGAGAUCGAGAGCGAGUUCGAGAAGCACGUGAGCGCGGGCGAGGUGGGUGGCCGACUGGUGGAGGUGGACGCGGAGGCGACGCUGGCCGUCUACCAUUACUGGGUGCUGAAGCGGCGCGCGCAACACAACAAGCCCCUCCUGGCCCCGCGCUCCGAGGACGUCGACAUCCUCACCCGGCAGCAGGAGGCCGCCGACCUAGAGAAGAUGCGCAUGUUUGUGCAGCUCAGGCAGGAUCUCGAGCGCGUGCGUAACCUGUGCUACAUGGUCAGUAGGAGGGAGAAGCUGUCGCGGACGUUCUUCAGAACGCGUGAGCAGACUUUCCACAAGCAAGUGGCUGUUCUUGGUGACUCUAGCUUAAGUUUAAGUAGUGCAGAAAUAACUGCAGUCAGGGAUGCCAACCACGGACCAUCCAUCUACGAUCGCCUCUAUUCAGAUCCUGCUGCCCCCGAGCUCAGUACGGACUUUGAGACCGUGUUGACACGAAUAGCAGGCAUCUGCUCGCCAAAGCCUGAGGAACGGGGCAGACACGAGCUGAAUGGCCUGGUGCGAUCUAAGAAGACUGAAAACCCCUACAAACGAAUGUACAUCAACGGUGGCAUGGUUAGGCGGCGUAGUGUUUUCGGAAGUUUAUCGAGUGGUAGUGAUACCGAUGUUGUCAAGUCUUCUAUGAGGCUUGACGUGGAAAGUGCAAUAUCGAGUACGGACGACAAGAUCGCGAAGCCAAAGGGCAGGCCCCGUGCUAACACAACCGCAGUCAAGGAGAAGCGAUUCAUCAAGAAACGGGUGCUUUCUCAGCCGACUGUCGAAACAUCGACUGAGGACGAAGAGGAUCGCGGCGGCCAAUCGUCCAAAAAUAGCAGGCGAUCUACGCGCGGCCGCACCCUACGCCAAAUGGAGAAGGAGCUCUCCGAGAAGUCAGGAGGUACCGAUGAGAGCGACGAUCUACUAGCCUUUAAAAAUCUCAAGAAGAAGGAGCCUCAGAAAGUGAACGCUAUCUAUUCGGAUAGUGAGUCGGACGUGUCCAUCAAGGAAGAGGAGAGUGGCCAGAGUGACUCGCAACAUCCCACAGUGCGGACAAAAGCAGCUGUCAAAGAGUUUUCGGCCGGACAACUGAACAAAGCCAAACGGAAAGCAGCUGCUGCUGCCGCCAGCUUGAAGGCAGCUGUCAAGAGUGAAAAACUAAGUGAUAAAGAGAAGGCUGAAAGUUCACAAGAGGAAGCUGUACGUGACAAGGAUAAGAGCCGAGGUGCGUCUAGAAAGAAGGACAAAGACAAGGAUGCUGUACCUGCGGAACUGUUUGUGCCCCAGAGACAGGCAGCCAAGAAGGCCUCUGAAAGCAUACGUGGAGGUGGUGGCACUGCUCACGCCAAGGCUGUCAAAGUUGAAGGUGCUUCUGAACCAGAUACUAAAGCAUCACCACCAUCGACUGAAGAAAAACUGAAAACAGCCAAACAAAAGACCAAAGAGGCCAGAGAAAAGCCGGCGCGUGACGGCAAAAUCUCAAAUGAAAUUAGUGAUUUGGAUAAAGAUCGCGAAGCAGCAGAACUACUGGCAUUUGUUCCUCAAAGGCAGGCUGCUAAAAAGGCGCAAGAACAACUGAAGAAUGUCAUGAAUAAACCACCAACAACCGCAGAAAAUGAAGCAGAUCCUAAUAAAGCGAAGAAUUCCAGUAGUUUGCCUGAGCCCUCAAAAAUAAAGAGAGACCCUGAGAGUCCUGUCAAAAUCAAAAAGGAACCUGAAAAUGAUAAGCUGCAAAAGGUUGCGAAAUCAAUCGAGCCUGGCACACAAUCUAGAAGAUCUACAAAGUCAUCAGCCUCUGCUACAUCGUCUUCUUCAUCUAGUGAUUCGUCAGGAUCAACAUCCACAUCGUCUAGCACGGAUAGUGAUAGCACUGAUGAAGGCAAACCACCACCUGACAAGAAGAGUGUAUUCGAUCCUCCCUCUCCCUCUCCCCGGCCACGGGCUGUUGGACGUGAAUCACCUGAUAAGAAGCUGAAACCAGUUGCUGCCGCUGUUGCUGCUCAGAAGAUUAAAAAGUCGGAUGAAAAGAUCUCUCAAAGUUCGUCUUCCACAUCAUCCAGCUCGACAUCGGAGAAUGAAGAUCUUCCGCGAAAGACAAGGCCGCAACCUGCAAGCCGCAAGACUGCCGAAUCGUGUCGACUGAAAUCUCCCGACUUGAAAUCAGAACCAAUCAAGAAGGAGAGUUCCUACUCUAAAAUGGUGGCUGCUAAGAAACUCAGAAAGACGCCCGAUAAGAAGCUUAAAACUUCCGAUGGGCGGCCUGAACCCGACUUUCAGCAGCCGCCUAUUGAAAGAGAGGAAUCGCUCCGACCAUCAUCCACCGGCCAGCAGCAAAGCGACCGUCGCGGUCGCGCCAAUGCAGCCGCAGCGACAGCAGCCGAUCGACUUGGAUCUUCUGCUCAUCAGCAGGCUGCGUCACCCUCAUCCAGUCCCAAGCACCGCGGUCGCUCAAGAACUCCAAAGGACAAUGAGGUCAGCAUCCAAACCAGGCAACAGUCUUCUUCCCCUAAAAAGGAGCAGAACAAGUAUGAAGCCAGGAAGAGAAAAUGUAAUGAGCCAGACAAAACUACCCCACUAUCAAACAGAGCCAACACGCCAAGAUCCAAGAGUCCUACGAGAGAAGACAGCUACAAAGAGAAAAAAUCUGAACGUUCUCCAGCUGCGAGCAGGAAAACUGAUAAGAAGGUAGACAAGUCUGUUGACAUUAAAAAGUCGUCUCCUGCCAAGCACACACCUGAACGGGAGUCUCUCACUAGUAAAUUGGAAAGAGAAAUAGCUGAAAGAAAGGCGGAGAGGGAAACACCAAACAAAGCAUCUUCUAGGAAAUCUCUCGAUAAAUUAUUUGAAAAGAGAGACAGAUUGUUCCAAAAUAAAAACUGUACAGAUACCUCAUCAGAUAAUAAAAGCAUUGUAGAAAAUGAAAUAGAUUCUAAAAAGCACAAUCAAUCAAUCCACAAUACUUCACAAAAAUCCAAACAGACUGCUUCCGUUGAAAGUAGUAAAGACAAAUUCAAAACUCUUAGUGAUAUUGUCGAUGACUCAGACAGAGUACAUUCAUCUGACUUGAAAAAAUCAAAAGAUAAACCCUCCAAUAAUAUAUUAUCUUCAAAACUGAAUCUUGAUCCUAGUCAUAAAGAAGAUGAGUGUUUGUCAAAUAAACAGAGUCAGAGACACUCUCCGAGCAAACAGUUCACUGAAGACAACAACAAAAGAGUUAAAUUGUCUCAGAGGUCAGAAAAGAUUGAUGAAGAGGCCAAAGAUCAAAAGCCUUUAUCAUUUUCAAAAGAUCUGUCAGUUGAAGAGCUUGAUAAAAAGCUUGAUCAUCACAAAUUAGAAGCUCAUCAACCAAACAACAUUGCGAAUAAGGAUUCUUCACAUCACAUCAGUGAGACGAAUCUCCCCACUCUUUCCCCUCUGCCUUCUCACGAUGAACACAAUGAUCACUUCAAGCAUAAAUCUUUAGAAACGAACUCUGAUAGAAAAGAGAACAUUCCUCUCGUGGCUUAUAAUAGUCUUGAAAGGGAUGCUGAAUUGAAAAAAGCAUCGAGAGCGUCUCUUCCUUUGACAACCUGCCAGCAACGGUCAAUAUUUUCGCCUCCACCUGCUCCUCCAAAAGAGAAUAAUGAAUCUGAACUAUUUGACUUUGAGAAUGACAUUCUGUCAGUCGAUGACUCUGUAAAUGAAGAUGGUUUUCAAAUGUCUAAAGACUCUGAAGAAAUGAGAUCUCAUCCUCUAACAUUUUCUUUUGGCAACGAUUUUCCAUUAUUCAAAGAAGAUUCAAAAGAAGAUAGUGCUAGGGAAACUCUGAAUCUGGUUGAAAAACUACGAUUGGAAUAUGCAAAGAAGAACACAAAUCCAUCCGAUGAAACUUCCAACCCUACUGAAGAACUUGCAGGUGAAGAUGAAUCGAGUUUGCCAACUGAAUCCGAUUCUAAAACAGAAGUUUGUGAAGAGCUGCCUGAAAAGGAGAAUAAAUCCGUUGAAAGUGCAGAGAUUGAUGUGGUGGAGCAAAAACCGAUUGAAGAACACCACCCCCACCCACUACCGCAAACUCCGCAAAUGCCUCCCACUGAAUCACUACCACAUCCGAAUGUUCAGGAUAUAAUGUUACUCCAACAACAACAACAGCAGCAACAGCCACAACAACACCUACAUCACCAUAUGUCUCAACUCGACCCAAUAAUGAUGAAUCAACAUGUUCCACCGGUAUCUCAACCGGUUUCUCUUGCUCCGCCUCCUCAGAUCGACACCAAGUCGAUGAUGAACAGUCAAGUGGAAGAUUGUCCAAUCGGUGUAAUCAAACCAAUGCUGAUGGAAGAGAGCAACCUCGUACUGUCCGAACAUAAUAUGCUAGCACACAACGAUGCCAGUAAGCAGCAGGGGCCACAGCUGCAUGAGAAUGCUGCAUACAUGUAUCCACAGUGCACCAUGGACAAGGGUGCAGUGGUGGGUAGGGAUAACAUGGACCACAGCAGCGGUGCACAGGCCGAUGAGCGGUGGGUGCCUCCCAGUUCGCACUCGCACCACUACGAGGUGCCUCCCUCACCCUACACCCAGAUGCAGGAGCGCAACAAGUGGGCCGACAGUGAGGUGAUGCCGUCGCGACGCUCCACCUCCUCAUCAGCCUCCUCCACCUCUUCAUCCUGCAAUCAGGACAUCGAAACCAAGCCUGACGACAUGGUACUUCUCCCUCCGCCUCCACCCUUGAUGCCCCCCGACAUGGUGCAAUACCCUGGCAUGCAUCCGAAUAUGCCCUACCCAUCUUGUGGCAUGCCAGACACAGGGCCCUAUGGUGUCUACUCGGAAGCAACACCAUUUGUUCCACCGGUGCUGUACACGACAGGGCAGUGCGCACAGAUGCCCUACCCCUCGCCGGGCGGCUCACUGUACCCAGGAGGGCCGUUCUCGGCUCCCUUCCCUCCAACACUCAUGAAGCCGGCUGACCACAUGCCUCCCCAGUGCACGGCAGCAUUCACCACUUCCUCAGCAAAUAUGGCGCUAACAGCGGCCAUGGUCUCUCCCAACCCAGUGCUCAGACAAGACCAGCCGAUGACUCCAGCCUCUUGUGCGCACACCCUGCCCUCCGAAUCCCCCAUCACUGUUGACGAUUCGUACGUCCAGCAGCGAAUGCAGAGCUCCACCCCAUCAACCACUCUCUCAACAAUUGAUCAAACAGCUGUGGAACAAACGUUUCAACCAACACCUCUCGAAGCAGAGAUGCCGUCUCCCUCCCCCACAUCUAAGCAAUCGACUCCCACCGCUGGCGGCAAGAAAUCGCCCACUAAACCGACUCGCACUUCGGCUCGAUUUUUGUCUCAACAGAAGUCUCCAGCUAAGUCAGACAAGUCACCACGCCAAGCUGAAUCAACCGGGAAAACAGCAUCGAAGGGUAAAGAGGGAGGAGGAGCGAAACGAGGACCGAAGCCAGGAAGUGGAAGGGGGUCGGGCCAGACGCGUGGCAGAGGGAGGGGUCGUGGGCGGGGGAGGGGCCAGGCCCACCUCCACCACCAUCCCAUGUACAUGGACGAUACCAUUCAGAGCAAACUUGUCGGUACUGUCUAUGAUCUAGAUUUCGACGAUGACAACGACCGUGUAGAAAAUCUUAAAUCAAUGCGAGAACGCAGGCGCUCAACAGACGUUCAUGAACGCAAAUCCAGUGACGCUUCAUACUUAUCUCGUGACUCGUCUCAAUCUCCAAAGUUCCAGGUAACCAGCUUAGAACAUGGUGUGAAAAUAAAAUCAGGAGACAUCAGAGAUUUGAGGCCGCCUACACCGGUUGAAGAAUCAAUAUGCACGACGGAUAAUAGGUAUGACAGCCAAGCGAGAAACGAAACCUUCCCAGAUGUGGCUGGACCACUGCUGCCUGGGCCUGUCGAUAUGAGGACGUACAGCUCCUAUGAUCCGGCAGCCGCGUCAUCUGCCUACAGGGAUGAUCUGAUCGGCACCUUCACAUCCACACCGGCCGAGCAUCCAGUCGCUGACAUGGUCGAGGCCAUCGACAAAGAAGUAUGCGCCGAUCCAGUCAGCCAAAUAGACAAGGAAAUACAAUCAUUGACACAGCAGAAGAGUAAAGUACCUGAGCCAGAGAUAGUGAAGCAGAAGGAAGAGCCAGAGCCGUGCGAAGCAGUGGUUGACGAGGGCUGUGCAUCAAUCGAUAAGGUGUCUCUGUUGGAUUCGAGGAACCAGCUCAAAGUGAAGAUCAAAGGGCCGUUCCUGGAUGCGAACUAUGUGGCUUCGGCCCCGGCAGUGCAAGUGCCGCCUCCGCUGCCUGCAGUGGUGAGUGUGGUGGCGGGGGUGGGGGCUGGAUCGGGCACGUCCAACCUGCGUCGCAUGCGGAAGAAGGAGCUGCUGCGGCAGUACUGGAACCAGGACAUGAACAUGGAGGUUAGCAGCACCGCGGCGGCCGAGCCCAGCUCAGCGCAGCCGCCCAUCAGUCGCACCGUCAUCACUAUCCCCAAGGCGGUCGCCUCCAUGACCAGCAUCCCCACCCGCGAGGACUACAAGGCCGUUGUCGACGCCAACAUGGAGAAGAAGAGGCGCAAAGACAAGGUCGUCAACGACUCGCAUCACGACAUGGCUGACAACGAUGACCAACGAUGUCGCAACGGCAACACAGAUGCGAGCAAGCCGGCCAAGGGGCGCCGUGGACGACUACCGAGGGCCGCACAGACCCCGACUGCACCCAAACUCAAGAUCAAGAUCGGCGGCGACGAAGUGCAGCCAAGUGUGGUUCCGCCUCCGCUGCCGCCCCCGGCUUCAGCCGCCCCCGACGAGCGGCGCAUUGUGCGUGUCAAGCCGCCCAAGAAACGACUCAGCACCAAUGCCUCGUCGCUCGAGGAGCUGAAGCGCGAGAGCAUGAAGUUCCGCAAAAUGGUGAUGCAGAAUUUCAACGAUGAAGAGGAGCAUCGCCAGCCGGCCCCCGACACCUCUCCUGUGCCGCCCCCUACCUCCAAGGCCGACGGCAGCAAGAAGCGCAAGAGCAAGCAGAAACGUGUGGAGGCGGCCAUUGUGAACGACAGUCAUGGUGCAGACGCCGUCGCUGUCAUAGGUGGAGGCGGAAACACCAAGCUCAUUAUCCGAUUCGGCAAGCGCACUGACACAUCAACACCUACGCCCCCUGCCCCUGCCCCUGCCCCUGAUCCGCCUCCACCCGAGCCAGGCCCCCCCGCCACCGCGCCCACUGACAGUGCACCCCCCAGUGACAGUGCAAGUGCUGUGUCUAGCUUACGCCAAGUACGGACGUCAAAAACGUUUCCCAUUAGGCUAAAACUGUCGCGCUGCGAGGAGGGUUAUGUCAUGAAAGAUCCCUCCUCCUCCUCCGCCGCCAACACCUCCUCCCCUCCUCCACCCUUGGCACCGCCCCCUCCAAGCCCCCCGCCCCUGGCCAAGGACUGCGAGGUCAGGUGAUGACAGUGCCAAGUCUAUUAGCGAAACGUACCUUUCUAGAUCUAUUAGUAUCAUUAUUAUUAUUCGACUAUACAAUUACCUAGUUUGUUGUUGUUAGCAUUAAAUGGCCGGCCUCUGGCAGUAGCCGCGCUUAUUGUUCUAAACAUAGUAACGAUCCAUUGUUUGUCUUCACAAAGUGAUGAAUUUAUUUAGAAUGAGGUAAGCUCAAAGCAAGUCCUCCCACCUGUACAAAGUAAACUUGACUAUCUUAUACUGAUUGAUUCAUUGACGUGAUAAAAGAUGUUCUAUUAAUUAUUAUUUUUUAUUUGUUGAAAUAUUUAUAUGAGAAUUUUUAAAAAGCUAGCAACAUUUUAAAAUAUUGAUAAUAUUGUCAUACGAUGAUCAUUAUAAAUUAUUAUUGAGUUAAAUAGUCCUUCCCUAUUGGCGACUACAGUUGUCAUCUAGCGUGUUGUAUUGUACAUUUGCACAGUGUAAUGAUUAUAUGAAUAAUUUAAUAGUAAUAAUUAAUAAUUGAAUCUAGGGCGGCAGCAGUGCGAUGCAAAAAGUAAUGUACAAAAGUCAAUUAACUAAUAUCGUAUGAAUAAUUCGAGACAUAUUUUUGUACAUAGUGUAUGUUUGUUACUGUAUGUAAUCUGUGUAUGUAACUGUUUGUAAUUGUGUAAAAAUUUUAAACAUAUGUAACUACUAUUUAUUUUCUAAUUUUGUAAGACAUCACUAGAUUUUAUUUGUAAGGAUAAUUAUUUAUAUUAGUUAUACUUUUUAAACUACUCAACCUCGUAAUACUAAACGGAGAUAUUAAAAAUUAUUCUCGUUUGAUAUUAGUAUUUCGCUACAUCAUUUAAUUAGGCUUGUUGGUGCAGUCGAAUAAUGUCAGAUCUCAAUAAAUUUAGCAAUAUUAAAUUAUCUAUUUGGAAAAAAUAUGAACGAACCCAAAUUCAAGUUGAAUUGCAAGAAUUUUCAUUGACAGAUAUUCUUAACUCAUGAUUGAUAUUGAAGAUAUUGAAAUUUUUAAUUUAAAUCCCAAAUUUUUAUCAGGAAAUUUAUUAUAAAUUAUUCCUCCAUUCAUUUAUCUACAUUCACUCCUAUUAGAAACUGCAAAAGGUGUUUGCUGGUAAAAGAAAAACGAACUCCGUCAUAUUGAAUUAAAUUCUAUAUGUUUCAUAUGAAUUCUAAUUCCAUUCAAAAUUAUGAUUUAUAUGAUGUUAUGACAAGCAAAUAAAUUUGCAGUAUCGAGUACUUUUAAAUGUAUAACCAAACCCAGUUAAAAAAGUUUCUUGUGGUUAAAUUCACUGAUGUUCGUUCCUUUGUCUUUGUAAUGGAGAAUCUCAAAACAAAAAUCCAUUCCUUCAAUUGAAAUAAAAAUGUUUCAUGUUCAAAAUGUUAUAUAGAUUUUAAUAUUUCAUUGAUAAAGUUUUUUACUACUCUGUAUCCUCCAUCAUCCACAUAUACGAGCUUCUAGCUCUAUCGUUUCAAUUCAAUAAGUGCGUAAGAAAUCAUGCCCGAUAUUUUUACUACUUGUACCUAACUCUUUCGCUCCUAAUAAAUGAUUUCUUCUUAAAACUAGAAAAAGGUUAUGUGUCUCCAUUCGAUGUAAUUUAUUUCAAAUCUGUAACAUUUCUUCGAGAAGAAUGAAAUCGAAUGAACUUAGAGAAAUUAAAUUUACUUAACUAUGGAUUAAAUUGCAGGUAUUUACUCUUUUCAAGUAAUCAUGUAGUUGAUGUAAUUCAUUGAUUCAUAUUAUUUGUUUGAGUUCUCCAUUCAAUAUUUUUCUGUAUCAGUAUAUUAUUACUAGUGGGUCCAACUAUGAUAAGUAGAUAGAAAAUUUCGUCCUGCUUUGUGCAAUAGCUUGCUUUCUAACAAUAUUUCUCAUUUUGCACACAUUCACCCAAUAUUAAAGUGCCAAACCAUAUUCUUAGUUGGAACAUUUUAAAUGUACUUUAACUUAAUCAUUUGUACUUGAGAAGAAGACCUAAUUAUAUACUAUUAAAAUUCUAAUUCAUUGAGUGAUUGGAAUCAUAACGAACUUUUAAUUCAAACAACCAUAAUUGUUAUGGUAAUUUGUGAAGUAGUUUCUACUAUUUUAAUUUAAUUUUUAUUGUAGCCAGACGCUUCAAUUUCUGUCAAAUUAUCUGUCGUAAAAUUAUGAAAUUGGGUUCAACUUGAAGCUAGGAAUUUGAUGAACAAAUUUCAAUAAAAUAACUGUAUCGUAUGUAGUGCACAACGAAUCAAUUUUUAUUGAAUUAUUGUGUGGAACCAUGAAAUUAUAAUGUUCAUAGGUUAUCAGGGUUUCAACUGCACUAAUUUAUGAGUAGCAUUUCCCUCUAGAUAAUUUCCCAGUUCAAUUCUUUAGUUUUUCUUUUAAUCAUUUAUCAUUCUCAUUGAAAUCUAAUAAAUAAUGCAUCACUUUUAAUAAAUUUAAAAAUUUUUAAACAAUUUCCAAUUACAAUGUAAUAAUUUUAUUGAAAACGACUACAUCACGUUAUAUCAAUUUUUUUUAUCUUUUCAAGUUUGAAAUUGAAAUUAACAUAUAUCUUUUGAGAGAUGAUAUUACUUUGAUUUCGUGCGCUUUAAAUUACUUGAUACACACAAUCAUCAAUCAAAAUUUAUUUCAACUUGUUAACAUACUGUUCUACUUUGUUUAUUGUUUGGUAUGCAUUUAAAAAGUACAGUCACCUCUUGGAAUACCAUUCCCUAUGAAAUUUCAACGCUGUUUACUUGGUCCAUAAGAGGUUGAACAGUAGCCUACGAGAGAUUAUUUAAAAAUUAAUUAAUUGUAAAGAAUCUCUCAGACUACGGUUGAAGCUCAAUUUUUCUUUAUUAAUUCAUGUGUCGAUCUAGUUUGGACAAAGUGAAAAGCGUUACCAGUUCGUUUGGAUUGACAUUCCUAUAUUCUGAAGAAUAAAACAAGUUGAGACUUGAACCAAAUAUCCGUACUGCCAAAUUUUAAACUUUCAUGCAAGGCCAUAGGACUGGAUGUAAUCAAUUUGACAACUCAGUCAAUGAAGAGUUGCCAUUACCUUCUGUAUUGAAUGUAUCCAGUAAAUGUUGGCUUGCAUUAAAAGAUUGUAAUAUUGCACAAUCUGGCAACACUGAUAUUUUGUCCAAGUUUAAUAUAGUUUUAUUCAGAGUAUCAUAGGGUCGAUUGAAUAAAAACUAGAAUCAAGUGACUAGCAACUAGUCAUUUGUCACUAAUUCGUAGCUAGAACUUCUAGCCGUACACAUAAUACUGUACAGCUGACUCGAAUCUUAGCAUUUGAUUGAAAAUAACUUAGAACUCUAUUGCUAGUUUCUAUUCAAUCGACCUAAUGUAGACAACAUCACAAUAUUCCAGUUUUUGGGUUUUGAUAACAAAUUAUAUUAUUCACUAUGGAAAAAAUUAACACUUCUGUUCAGUAAUUCGUUCAAAAAUGCAUUACUAAUUUUCACUCCUUCCAUUAUUCAGUUUUGUAUACGUAUAAAUCACUGUAAGAGCAAAUCAAACAAGAUUAAAAUAUCAUCUUUCAAGGAUAUGAUUCAAUUAUUUAUUUUUAAUACCUAGCUUAUUUGCCAAUUUAACACUUAUACAAUGUUAUAAGGCUUUUGUUUUAACUCUACAGAGUCAGUGUACUAUCUUCUCGAAUAUAUUAGUGUUUCUUGCCAAUAUAACUAUUAUAUCCAUUUUCGAUUUAGAGAAAGUGUUUCUUAUGUUUGUAACACCAACUUACUCCAUUUUCUCUUCGAAUUAAUUUCGUUCUAUGAAUAAAAUCUGCAUCUCAAUAUCUGUUUAAUAUAUCUGAGAUAGAGUUAUAAGGAAUUGAAUGGUAGUAAAAAAUAGCUUUAGAUAAUAGUUGAUAAGAUGAUUUAUUCUAGUUUUAGUAUUUUCAAAUUGUUUUCUCACAAAGCAAACACUUUCAAUUCAAGCAUUCAACCCCUAAGUUAGAAAAUAUCGUUAACCCUUUUAGAUAUUUUUCAUCUUGUCAAACCUCAAGCAUGAAUUUCUCACAGCUUUUGUCAAUAAUAUAUUUUUUCAAUUCAAUUCAGUGUAAAGAAAAAACAAUGUAUAAAACUUGAAAGUCAUUCGCAAUACCUUUUUUUUCUAUAAAAAGUUGUGUGUUAUUGAUUAAUACACUACACAGAUCUGUCACAUCUUAAAAUGUCAGGACAUCAUUAUUAAGACGCUUCAGUAGUCAUAUUUCAUCUUCUGAUUAUUUGACAGGAUUUCAAAAAUAUGUUUAGCCAUCGGUUUAAGAGUAAGAUUACUAAAAAUAUUGUAUGAGUUUGAACCGAAGUGUGUAUUAAUACUAUGGUUAUUUAACGUUCAAGAUUACUAUUUUGUGAUUCAUGUUUAUUUUUUUUAGUAUGCUUCCUUUUUAGUUUCAAGAGUUUUAUCAAACUUUGAAUAAAUCCCAUGCUGUUGAAAACUAUUGCAAUGAUUCAUAUUUUACUGAAAUAACAAUCUGAUAUCUAUUGUUUUUAAUAUUAUUUAUUAAUGAAUUCUUUUUUUUUAAUUUUUAAAAUCCAGUGUAAAAUUGUUGUUUAUAAUUUUGUUGAAUUAUAAUAUUCUCUUCGAUAUUGAGUGGUUUGUUCAAAUUCAAUUUGACAACACAAGUAUUUUCUUUAAUUUUUGUAGUGUGCUCAAUGUUAUUAUAUAGAUGUCUUUCAAUUUUUUAUUUCAAAAUAUAUGUUUAUAUUUUUAUUUACGAUUUUGUUUAUUAUUUCCUUUCCAGUUGAGAUCCAAAAAUUGAGAUUUGUAGACUUUUACCAAAUUGAUUCAACUAUUGAUUUUUUACUUGAAAAAUAAAAAUCAUUUUCAAGCUCUUUGAUAAUCAUUACCUAAGUUUUUAAAUUCAAUAUAAUAACAAAAUCUCUGGGAGAAAUUUAAUUCAAAGUUGAGAAGAGAAAAUAACCAAAAAAUUUGUUCUUCAAUAUUUAGUCGUAGAAAUAUUUAAAUCACUUGAUAUUUUUUUUAAUUAUUGAAUUUUAUUAAUCUCGAUUCAUCGCAAAAUAAUGGAAAUUAAUAAACUAACACAAAUUAUCUGUGUAUUGGUGCACAUUUCAGUUUUACAUCGUUAUUUUAAUUUAUAACAGCCAUUUAUUCAGCUAAGAGGUUUAUUAUUUUUGCUCUAAUUAUUCUUGGAUCUUGUUCUUUCAUUUUCUUUAUGUGUCUCAGGCUCUCAUUAAACAAGAGUUUAAAUGGUCACUAUAAAUAGGAAACUAAUAUUAAUGAGGAAUAAUGAAGCUGUAACAAAGGAAAUUAAGUAAAGUAAUUAAAAACUUGCAAGAACUGUUAAAUUUAUUUCUGAAUGGAAACAUCCAACUACUUGAAAUACUUGAAAAGUUAUGGUUAAAGCUGGUAAAUGGAAUUUGUAAAGAUCAUAUAGAUAUUUUCAUCCUUUGAGUAUUUAUCAGAUGUAUAUCAAAAUAUCUGUGUUUAUAUAAAUUCAUGCUUGAUAUGGGUUAACACAUCCUAUAUAUAUUAUUAAUUAUUAAAUAAAGAGAGUUAUUCUUCAAUAAUUUGAUAUUAUUUUAAAAUUCUAAACAUUUUUUUUUGUAAACUGUUUUCAGUUAGAAACUAGCAUCCAGUCCAUCUCGAAUACUAGCAGCAACUAGUGAACCAAUGAUCUCAUACAAUGUUCACAUUUUACUUAUCAGUAAAGUGGUUGUUUAGUUGUGCUUGUUCAUACUCUAAUUCACAUUAGUUUUUCACCCGUUUACUAAGUAUUGUUUGACUUGAAUUUUUCUAUUUUUUACAAGUUCAAUUUUCUUGAUAUUAUUAUUGUAUGUACAGAAGGUGAUAACAAUCAGUAAUUAAGUAUAAAAUUAAAUUUUAUCUCAAUUCAUCUAAAUUAUUUAUUGAACUCUGAAUAAUUUAAAAAUGUUAUGGACUAGUUGAAUAUUAUUAAUAGUUAAUUAUGACAAGUUUCACCGUCAGUGAAAGUAUGUUUAUGAAACUAUAUCUAUGUUUAUGAAAUAAUUAAAGUUGAUAUAUUUGAGGAAGCAAGGAAUGCUUUCUGGAUAAUUGUGGUAAUGCGUUUCAAAAAUUGUCCAAUAUCUCUUGAACAUUUUCUAGGUUGAAGCAUGCAUCAAAUAUUUAUUAUAAGAAAGGGUCAAAGUGUAUAAUAGCCCUUUGUUAUUUAUCUUGAAUCUGUAUGAAAAAAUGUAAAUUUAUCUGAAGAGUGAGAAAUUUAUACUAAUAUUUGUAUUAAUUUUUAGAUAUUAACGGUCAGUUAGAAUUAAGCUAGCUACGAAAUGAAGUUUUAGUGAACUCAAGCUGCAAUAAUCCUAGGUAAUUCAAUUGUAAAUAAAUCUUAGCUUGCUCAUUUUUGUCAAAAAAAUUGUAUAUAAUUAUAUAUUAUUGGAACAUACUUUGCUCUGACUAGGCCACUUGUUAGCAAGUUCUUCCCUUAUUGUGUAAUAUUAAUUUAUAUGAUAUUAUCUAUUUAUUGUAAAUAUUCCUAGAUAAUCCGAUAAUAUAAUAAAAUGAGAGCGAUUAAAAAAUAUGCACAAUUUAAAUUUCAGAUCGCUCAUUUUUGUAAUUGAUAAUGCCAUAAAUAAAUUUGAAAUGAUAAUAUUGUAAUUCUACAAACUUAUUUCAGUUUUAUCACAUUAUUUAUUUUCUCGUUUAGCUUUAAUUUGUUAUUUUUGUAGUAGGAAUAAUUUAAAUAAAUUAUUUACUUUAACAGACUAUGAAUCGCGAGACCUGUAUAGUUAUUGAAAAUAAUUAUUGUUUUGUACAGUAAUUAUUAUAUUGUUUGGUAUUUUAUUUUUUUAAUGACAUUAACCCCCAAGUUGUAAUAUUCUAUUCUUGCGUAUUAUCAUAAUUUUUAAUUAUAAAACUAUAAAUAUUAUAAUUAUGAAGAAAAGUUUUAUGUAAAUAGUGUCAAAUCUAUGCCGGUCUUGUAAGAUAUGGUGUUUUAAUGUGCACAUAGUCCGUAAUAUAAAAACGUUUUCUAGUAAAAA